CCCAGGGCGGAGAGCGGCGUGCGGUCUGCGAGAGGCACGUGCGGAUCCCGUGCUUCUGGCCGCCGGGUGCGGAUGCCUGCAGGGCCAGCGAGCCAGCGAGCGAGCGCGCGGGCGACCGAGAGGCGGACCGCCGGGGAAGCAGGGACGACGCGGCGGUGCGGGCAGCGGGACUGCAGUGCCCCCUCUCCCGAGAAAGCCCGCACGCCCGCGCGCGCCCGCACGAGCACACCAUGGGCAGCGAGAACACGCGCGAGAGCCCUUGAGUGUCGGAUGCGUUUUAGCUAUGGCUUCUGCCCUCAACAGCAAAAUUCACACGCCGGGGUCUUGCCCGAGCUCCAAAGCUGAUGCCCGCGGUGGCGCCGACUGGAGAAUAGACUGCAAUCCCGAAAUGCACGUGAAAAUGUGCAAGAAGAUAGCCCAGCUCACCAAGGUGAUUUAUGCCCUGAACACCCGCCAGGAUGAGGCAGAGGCCAGCAUGGAGGCGCUGCGGGAGGCACACCAGGAGGAGCUCCGGGACGCGGUGGCGGAGACCAAGGCCAGGCUCCUGCAGGAGGAGGGCCACGCGGAGGAGGAGGCCCUGCUCCAGCGCAUCCGGGCCCUGGAGAGCGCCCUGGAACUGCAGAAGAGGCUGACGCAGGAGGCGCUGGCCCAGUCGGCCACAUGCAGGCUGGAGACCAAGGAGAAGGAGCUGAGGGCAGAGGCGGAGCACGCCGAGCGGGUCCUCACCCUCUCCAAGGAGAUGCUGGAGCUCAAGGCUGGCUACGAGAAGAGGCUCCGGCACCUGACGGGCCGCGAGGCAUCCCAGUGGGGGCGGCCGUGCCAGGAGAGCCCAGACGUGGAGGCAGAGCCUGGCCACAGCCCCGAGAUGCGGGACGUCCUGCUGGAGGUGGAGCGGCUGCGAGGGGAGAACCAGCAGCUGAGCCAGGACUACGCCCGCAAGGCCGAGGAGCUGCAGGCCACCUACGAGCGGGAAAACGAGGCCAUCCGGCAGGCCAUGCAGCAGUCGGUGAGCGAGGCCCUGUGGCAGUGGCAGGAGAAGGAGACAGACCUCCGCAAGAACUUCCAGGUCCAGGAGUCGGCCCUGCAGGCCCAGGUCAGGAAGCUGGAAGGGGACCUGGAGCACAGAGGCCGGAAGAUAAGUGACCUGAAGAAGUACGCCCAGAAGCUGAAGGACAGGACUCAGGACCUGGACAUGCAGCUCAGGGAGGCUCGACAGGAGAACUCAGAGCUGAAAAGCACUGCAAAAAAGCUUGGGGAGAAGCUGGCUGUUGCCAAAGAGAGACUGAUGCUGCAGGAGUGUCAUGGGACAGAGAAAACUGAUGACAUGAAGAUGGAGCUGGUUUCAGAGCGUGAAGUCCUAGGGAGAGUGAAUGAUGUGGAAGUCUGCAGUCUCCCUCCUCACCAGGACCAGGCAUUGCCCAAGGAGUGUCCCUGCAUGAAAGAAGGCACAGAUACACAGACCAAGAAAGAGGCAAGUAUUGAGACAGAAUAUGUGAAGCAACAAUAUGAAGAAGACCUUCGUAAAAUCAAACAUCAGACAGAAGAGGAGAAGAAACAUCUCAAAGACCAGCUAGUGAAGCGGCUGGAAGACCUGAUCAAGAAACACACCAUGGAAAUCAAAUCUGUUCGCUCUUCUGUGGAGGCAGAAAGGAAGACGCUGCAGAAGGAAGUAGAAGCGCAGUUGGAGGAGGUGAAGAAGAAAUCAGAAACUGAAAUAAAGCAGCUGGAAGAAGAGAAGGCAGCCCUAAAUGUGAAGCUCCAGAAUUCUCUGCUUGAGGUUUUAAGACUGGAAGAAUUUAUCCAACAGAAUAAAGUACAUCCCCAAGGAGAUGAGGAAAAUUCCCAGGAAUUGGACUGCCAUCUCUGCAGCAUUUUAGAAACCCAGGAUCCAUGCUUAAGGCUGAACGAACCUUCUCAGACCCUGACCAGAGAAGAGCUUCAAGAUAAGUCAGCGGUUGAAGACAGAACCAGCAGCGAUGAAGAAAGGAUUGAAGUCUCCCUCAAGGAAGGAGGUGACCUGCAACCUCCACUGGGCUCUUUGCUGAAGGAGAAGGCACCCAAAAUCCAGCAUCUGCAGGAGGAGUGGCGAAGCCAGAAGGCCAGGUUGCAAGCCCAGGUCUCGCAGAUGCAGCGGGCUCUGGAGCAGUGUGCCAGCAGCUACAGGGAGGACCUGCAGGAGCUCAAGCAGCUCUCCGACCACGAAAGGGAGAAGCUGCAGCGCGAGCUCCAGGAGGCCGCUCAGCAGAGCCAGGCCGUGAGAGCCCAGCUCGAGGCUUCCCAUCAGCGAGCCCUACGCGUGCUCGAGAAGGCCAAAAACCAGGAACUCAAGGCCACAGAGGAGCGCUUGAAGAAGGAAUCCAGCCACAGCCUCCAGAUCCAGCACCAGGCACACCAGCUGGAGCUUCAGGCCUUGGAGGAGAAGGCCCAGCAAAAGCUCCAGGGGGAGCUGGGGAGGGUGCAGGCCCAGCAGGCUCUGCUGCUAGAUUCCCUCAGGCAGGAGCUGUUGGAGCAGCGGGCUGCCUGCUCUGAGCACCAGAAGGACUUGGAGGCACUGCAGGCUGAUCUGAGGGCUCCAGGCAGCACGGGCAGGCAGCAGCCUACUGGCCAGAGCCCAGGGGACAGCAAGGACCAGGCCAUCACAGCAGAGGAGGGGGUCGGCCCGGGCCAGGCGGGCUCCCCGAAGGGCGGCGCUGACGGUCCCAGCGAGGGAUGCGGCCUCUGGGAGGAGAACGCUCAGCUCAAGGACGCGCUGCGGCGGCUGCGGGCCGAGGUGGAGCAGCACCGGCAGGAGGCGCUGCAGCUCCGCGACCAGCGCAGGUCGGUCCGCGAGUCCGAGCUGCACUCAUCACCCGUUCCACCAACCCUCGGUGACCUACGGGGCCUCAUCUGUGACACGGAGACGCCACCGCCGCCUCUGCGUGCUGCUGGAGGAUGCACGGAGAUGUACGCCAGCCUAGCGCCGUCCCAGGCAGGCCGGAGGCACCGGGUUAACUGUGGCCGUAACUGUUAUGACCCAGUCCAGCCUGGAGAGCUCAUUGAGGAGAGAAGAUUUCACUAUGCAGCGUUCCCCAGUGCAGUGUCCCAUCGGAAUAGGUCCUUCUCCUUCAAUCCUCACCCGGGAUAUUUGACCCCUUCCAUGAAGAAAAAGAUGAUGGAGGAAGUGCCCAGCCGAGUGGUCAGUGUGCCAAACCUCGCCUCUUACGCAAAGAACUUUCUGAGUGGCGAUCUGAGCUCCCGGAUCAAUGCCCCUCCCAUUACAAAGUCACCCAGCUUGGACCCAAGCCCCAGCUGUGGCCAGCCUUACAAACCCACCCAGACUCUGAAUGUGAAAACCGCCACAAGGAUACAAGACCGUGAAACAGCCCAACCCAAAGAAGUCCAGCAGAAACAGGGCUCUGCCCACCAGGAAUGGUUUACCAAGUAUUUUUCUUUCUAAACAGACUCUUGGGAUCCAUCAUGAAGAUGACAUUUGAAAAAACAUUUCCUUUGAAAUAUCUGAUUGAGGGAAUGAACUAAAAACCACCCAACCAAAUAACUUGCCUGCAGUAUGAUUUAUCUAUGAUAGCCGAAACAAAUUUUGGCAUUAACAUUUCAUACUGUUUCAUUGUGACACCAGUUCAUUAAAAAAAAAAAGUUGACAUCAAGAUGAAACAAACCAGUUAUUAAAAAGCACCUGUAGGGAAAUGUUACUGUUAUGAAUGACCUACACACUGCAUCCCUCCCGUCCUGAGGAUUACAGCCCACUUUGUAGACUGUUACACUACGUGUUCUCCAUCAUCCACUUUAAAAGUGGUUUCAUUCUUCCUUAGGAUGUUGGUCACAUCCACUUGAAAAGUGUUUCUUUGUAAAUGAUGUGAUA
Molecule: messenger RNA, 3859 nt
Organism: Manis javanica (Malayan pangolin)
Lineage: Eukaryota; Metazoa; Chordata; Mammalia; Pholidota; Manidae
Source: RefSeq, a predicted model, not a curated record